Sorghum bicolor (sorghum) is the source of this 403-nucleotide messenger RNA. RefSeq lists its product as uncharacterized. Lineage: Eukaryota; Viridiplantae; Streptophyta; Magnoliopsida; Poales; Poaceae. Bases 65 to 403 code for a protein of 112 amino acids. The transcript is spliced from 4 exons. The record is from RefSeq and is a predicted model, not a curated record.
GUUGGUAAUUUCCUUGGUUCAGUCCAAGAGGAAAUUGGUAAGUUCUCACAAAUUAAUAAAAUGUAUGUCUUUGUAUAUUUUUAAUUUUAUUGCUAGAUGUUCUUGUAAAUUUCAUUGUGUUGGAUCUAUACAUGAGAGGGAGAAGAGAGGUUUGUGCAAGAGGAAAAAUGUUACUUUUGACUUUCCCUGUGUGGUUCAGCUGACUCUCAGGGAGGAAAUUGUGAGGCCAAAUGCAAUUAGUUUUUCUGCGCGACUACAGCAACCACUGAAUUCAGUAGGUUUGCUCCCAUUGCAGUUAAAAACCAACAGUUUAGCUGCUCAUCCAUGUCAACCAGCACGAAGGUGGAGAUUGCACAUGCCUAUGAGAAGAAUAGUGUGGCCUGCUUCAGCAUCUGAUCGAUGA